AUGGAUACAGGAAACCUCACUGUUUUCUCCAGCUUCAUCCUCUUGGGUUUCUCUGAUGCCCCAGCGCUACAAACCACCAUCUUCACAGUCUUCUUAUCCCUCUAUGUUUUAAUGGUGCUGGGGAACCUGACGAUGAUCCUGCUGAUCAACACUGACCCCCACCUCCACAUCCCCAUGUACUUCUUCCUGACCCACUUAUCUUGCAUGGAUGUUUGCCUUUCCUCUGCUAUCAUCCCAAAAGCUCUGGAGACCUUCCUGCUGGGGAGAAGCCACAUCUCCUUUUGGGCCAGAUUCGACCGAUACACGGCUGUGUGCAAGCCCCUGCUCUACACCACUACCAUGACCAGGGCGCGUUGCUAUGGCAUGAUGGUGCUGGUGUACACCAUCGGGUUCCUCACCUCCCUGGUGCACAUCACACUGGCAGGGAGGUUGUCCUUCUGUCAGGCCAGGAGCAUCAACCACUUCUUCUGUGAGCUGCCCACCCUCCUGCAGCUCUCCUGCUCAGACACAAGCACAAAUGAGGUCUUGCAGGUUUACAACACUGUGUUUAACGUCAUGGGCCCUCUCCUGAUGAUCCUGGUGUCCUACACCUACAUCCUCCACACCGUCCUGCAGAUCCCUUUGGCCACGAGGAGGCUGAAGGUCUUCUCUACCUGCGCCUCCCACUUGGCUGCCAUCACCAUCUUCUACGCACCCGCGAUCCUCACCUACAUCCAGCCUCAUGAGGCAUCCUCAUGGGAUCAGGCAAAGCUGGUGUCGGUGUGUUACUGCAUCCUCACCCCAACCCUCAACCCCCUCAUCUACAGCCUGAGGAACAAGGAGGUGAAGGGGGCUCUGAGG
Messenger RNA from Pezoporus occidentalis (night parrot), 840 nucleotides. Its product is annotated as olfactory receptor-like protein OLF1. The record is from RefSeq and is a predicted model, not a curated record. Gene Ontology annotation, biological process: G protein-coupled receptor signaling pathway. Gene Ontology annotation, cellular component: membrane. The annotation marks the transcript as partial. The transcript has 2 exons. Gene Ontology annotation, molecular function: G protein-coupled receptor activity; olfactory receptor activity; odorant binding. NCBI's taxonomy places the organism in Eukaryota, Metazoa, Chordata, Aves, Psittaciformes, Psittacidae.